AUGGAAGGCGUGAGACACGAUCAACAACAGCAACCCCCAGGGUGGGCAGGUGGUGACGAGUGGGAGGAGCAUCGAGGGAGAAUUCAGGAGCUUUACCAGAGCCAAAAUCUGUCGUUGAAGGAAGUGAUGAGGAUCAUGGAAGAGCAUUGUGGAUUCAGGGCGACACAACGGAUGUAUAAAACUCGGAUCAAGGCCUGGGGACUGGACAAGAACUUCAAGGAGUCGGAAGUGGUAGAGCUCUUCCGGUUGAGACGGGAGAGGGAGAAGCUCGGGAAACCAACCACUUAUAGAAUACGAGGUCGCGAGAUCGACUGGGACCGCGUCAAUAACUACGUUAAACGGAAAGGGCUGGACAUCGCCCGGCUGCUCGAGGCCGACCGGCCCCGCAGCCCGGCAGUAGCGCGUGAAAUAACUUGCCGAACUCCCUCUCCUAUUUCAGGACACCAUCGACAUUACCAACAUGAACCAUUGGCUAGCACUCCGUCCCUCUCUUCAUCAGCCGGAUCGGAUCACUACACCCACAAUGUGCCGCCAUUCACAAAACCAAUGACCGCGUCAUCCGCCCCCAUCAUGGCCGGGAUGGAUGCCCGAACUACUAACUCGACACCGUAUCCCGCAUAUACACAGUCUUAUUCUCCCACACAAGCCCUUCGAUCGCCAGCCACCUUCGGUCACUCCGAAACUCUACCUCCUGUUGGACACUCCGUAGCCAUCCAUUCCUUCCAAAGGUUUUUGACUCGCAUCUACAAGACCCUCCUCUACGAAGAUAACGACAAGACCUGGGGCACAACACAAUACUGGCUAGGGUACUCGCACGCGUUAGAGUGGCUGAUGACGAUCCGCUACAAAACCGCCUUUUACCGUGACAUCUUGGUGCAGCUAUCCUCCGAUUCCGGUGGUGGCGCCAACGUCAGCAUAGCCGCCCGGGAUAUUGUCCGUCGUUUCCGCACCAUCAACAGAUCGUUCGCUAUGCUCGAGCCCAUGGUCCAGAGCGUGAUCGGGGCCAAAUUCUACUACAUUAUCAACUUCGUCUACGCUUUUGGGUUGUGUGCGGACGUGGCUCAACUGCCAGUAGCGUAUCCGCUGGUCUCGAUUGCUAGGGUACUGCUUGACGAAACACAUAAUGCUUGCUCGGCACCACAUCCUCUGCCGGUAUUGCCCGGUGGACUUGCUGAUGGUGGCCGGCCCGGAGAAAUGAUGGGAAUAGCUUACCAACGCAGUAGCUGCAGUGGUGUCGCCAAUGGUGGUGGUCGAGCCGCCGCCGCCGCCGCUGAACAGGAGGGUUUCAUGUCAGCUGCCGGGUAUGAUGCCGACUAUUACCUGUCUCUGUCACACCCACCAUACCUGAACGUGAACAGCAGCAGCAAUAGUCAGCCGAUCGACCACCAUCACCAUUCAGACACAUCUGCAUCCGCAUCGAGGCGGCUCAUGUUCGACAGCAGCAGCCACGACUUCAAAGACUCCGCCGAGCGGUUUCUGAACACGGUACUUGAGCAGACAGUUAAAGACUUGGGUGUGUCGCCGGUAUCCCUAGAGUCGUUUUUGCUUCUCAGGGAUACGAUGGACGGUCGACCCAUCCUGGGUCCUCAUAUCCCGUUUCCUGCAUCAUCGUCGCCCUCGGCACCGUUAUCAGUGGCCGCCAACGCGAACGUCCGAAGACCGGCUGUCGAAGUUCCAGAACAAAGAGUCUUCAACCCCAACCCAAACCCCUCGGCUUGCCCAUCAACAAACAACCACCACCCACCACCACCAGCACCACCAUUGCAAGAUCAAGAAGAACACCGACAGAAACAAGAUCUUGCCAAAAAGCUCCUCCAAGAAGCCACAUCCCACCUGAAAUCCGCCAUAUGGCUGCUCUCCCACGGCAAAGACGCACAAGCCGAGUCAUACCUUUCAUCAGUUAUCACUACAACCGAGAAUUUGUUGUCUGCUAGUAGUAGCACUAGUACCUCUUCACUAGAGUCUCAAACUCAAAGCACCAGCGGCAGCGGCAGCAGCGAAAUUCCAUUUCCCAGCGUUUCCCUCAAGAUGUUACUUAGGAAUGACUCGUCGUCGUCGUCGUCAUCGAUGGUGACCAAGACUGCCAAAGUGAUUGGUAGGUGUGCACAUUAUCACCUUGCCAGGUUAUAUGGGAGGCGCAUACGAGCGGGAGGAUGGGAGGGAACUGGAAUGAGGGAGAAGGAAAGAGAGCAUCUGAUAAAAAGCACGGAGGGAACGGCGCUGUUUGAUGAGUAUGUGCAGUGGGAGGAGGUAGAGUUUUUGUUUUAA
Molecule: messenger RNA, 2268 nt
Organism: Neurospora crassa OR74A
Lineage: Eukaryota; Fungi; Ascomycota; Sordariomycetes; Sordariales; Sordariaceae
Exons: 2
Coding region: 1-2268 (755 amino acids)
Source: RefSeq, a predicted model, not a curated record